Argentina anserina (silverweed cinquefoil) is the source of this 2703-nucleotide messenger RNA. RefSeq names its product pentatricopeptide repeat-containing protein At5g15010, mitochondrial. The coding region runs from base 61 to 1638 and encodes 525 amino acids. Gene Ontology annotation, molecular function: protein binding. The record is from RefSeq and is a predicted model, not a curated record. The transcript has 2 exons. NCBI's taxonomy places the organism in Eukaryota, Viridiplantae, Streptophyta, Magnoliopsida, Rosales, Rosaceae.
CGCAAGUGAUAUAAGGUUGGGGGUUUUGGAAAGUAGGGUUGGAUAGGCGAGAGAAGAGAAAUGAGAAGCAUCGGCAGACUCAAGUCGCUGUGCACCUCCGUCCAUGGUGGAAUGAAGCUCAGAGCUCAGACGCAUUCCUUUACUUUAAUUCGCCAAUACUCUAACUCGAGUGAAGACCCGGUCAAAAUCAUUGUGGAUCUGCGCUCGUCCUGCACCGGCUCUGUGGAAUUGAAGAAGAAGCUGGAGCAUUGCGGCGUCGCAGCCUCGCCGGAGCUAGUGGUAGAGAUUCUUUCGCGUUUCCGCAACGACUGGGAAUCCGCCUUCACUUUCUUCCUCUGGGCAGGAAAGCAGCAACCCCAUUCGGCGCGUGAGUACCACUCGAUGAUCUCCAUUCUGGGCAAGAUGAGGAAGUUCGACACCGCCUGGGCUCUGAUCGACGAAAUGCGCCGCCCUUCAGGUUCUUCUUCCACUCUUGUCACUCCCCAAACUCUGUUGCUCAUGAUUCGAAAAUACUCUUGCGCUCGUCAUGUGGGCAAGGCCAUUCACACUUUCUACUCUUACAAGCGCUUUGCUUUCGAGGCCGGCAUGGAUGACUUCCACGGCCUCCUCUCUGCUCUCUGCCGCUACAAGAAUGUUCCGGAAGCCGAGCACUUGCUUUUCUGCAACUCACACGUCUUCCCCUUCAACACUAAGAGCUUCAACAUUGUUCUCAACGGCUGGGCUAAUAUCAUCGGCAGUCCCCGCAAUGCUGACAGGGUUUGGGCUGAGAUGAUUAGCCGAGGCGUCCCCCGCGAUGCCAUUUCCUACUCCUGUCUCAUUUCCUGUCAUUCCAAAUGCUCCAAUCUCACCAAGGUGCUCACUAUCUUCCGGCGCAUGGAGAAAUUCAAUGUUGAGCCUGACACCAAGGUUUACAAUGCCCUCAUUUACGCCCUUGGAAAAGCCGGCCACCUCAAAGAGGCUGCCAAUCUCAUGAAUACCAUGCAGGAAAAGGGUCUUGCCCCCAACAUUGUCACUUACAACUCUCUCAUUAAGACCCUCUGCAAGGCCAAGGAAAUCGAUCAAGCUAAACACAUCCUUUACCAAAUGAUGGAGCAAAGAGGCCUUGUUCCGACAAUUCAGACUUACCAUCCCUUCUUCCGUGUUGUUCAAAACGAGGACCAAGUGUUUGAGCUGUUGGAAAAGAUGAAAAGCAACGGUUGCCCUCCAAGUACUGAUACAUACAUAAUGCUGAUUCGGAAAUUCUGUCGAUGGGGCCAGCUUGAUAAUGUCUUCAAGGUGUGGAGCGAGAUGAGUGAGAAUGGACCCGGUCCUGAUCGUAGCUCAUACAUUGUGCUCAUACAUGGGCUCUUUCUGAAUGGGAAGAUGGAGGAAGCCCACAAAUAUUAUACAGAGAUGAAAGAUAGACACUAUUUGCCGGAACCAAGGACAGAAGAAAUGCUUCAGGCUUGGUUGUCUGGUAAGCAGGCUUCCAAAUUUCAAACAACAGAUGGAGAAAUCGAUCAAGUGGAUUCUACUCAGCCAGCUACAAAUACUAAACUAGUAAUCUCCAGGAAAUCUCAUCUGGAAAAAGAUUUCCUUCGUCAACCUGAAAGUAGGAAAGUUGUAAGAGAACGGGGAUUUUCGUUCUGGGAGCAGUAGGGCUAUUUGAAAUGAGAGAUGUCAACAUGGCAUGGUCUGUGUAUCUACAUAGAGCGGCAAUUAGUCUGCAAGCUUGAGCAUCAGAAUUCCAUGAGCUUUUGAAGGGGUGAAUGACCCUCGUGCUAGCCAUCACUCUGUACUUUGGCAUCCGCUCACUGGUUGUGUUGUUCGCAAGCAACUGGCUGAAUCAUAGAGCCCAACACCAGGCACUAUUAUAUUUCCUUAAUUGACCAGGAUUAGGAAUAAAAUAUUCUGUGGUUAUUAGCAUCACUAUCAUCAAAGAGAUAUUAAGACCUACUGGUAAAAUACUUGAUUCUACCAAUGCUUACUACAGUAGUUGCUUUAGGAAAACGUCAUCGGCUGGAACCCAACUAUACAUUUCUGCAAGGACCAUCUGUUUUCUUGUAUGUGCUUACUUUCCUUUCUUGUAUGAUGAUGAUUUGUACAGAUGUUUUUUUGUUUGCUCUGUCUUGUGGAACAAAGUCGCAUUCUUUGACCAAUUAUGAAAUGUCAUAUAUACGUAUUCACUACUUCCAAUUCUUUUGUAUUUUAUAUAGGAUACAUCAGUGCGCACAUGUAUUGGUUUGCAAAAGUAGGGAAGUAUAUAGGAAUGAUCAUUAAGGAUUAAGGUCGACCUAUUUGGAGGUUCUGGUAAUUGUUUUCCAAUUCAAAGAAUUGGGGAAUCUGACUAGUCUCUGCUUCUGUAGUAAAGUAGAUGCCCAUAAGUGCUCCAAUUUUUUCUUUUGCGUUAUCAAAGAUCCAUUCUAUUCUUAACCUUCCAGUUAAAUAAAAAAAUUCCAGUGAACAAUCUCCCCAAAACUAUCCACAGUGCAUCCUUGUGGAUAGUUUCUGAUUUUCCUUGGGUCUAACGGAGGGGUAACUGAAUAUCUGAUACUUACUUUUUAGACUUUCGAUGAAAGUUUGGAGGACUAAUAAAACAAAAUUAGAUCGGUAGGCCUCCAAAAAUGAAGCAGUUUAUUUUGAGGAGUAUUUGCUCAAAUAACCUAAAUCUGUGUAACAAAAAAAAUUGCUUUAUGCUUAAUGAACUGUCUUUUACUAGCUUGU